Molecule: messenger RNA, 4151 nt
Organism: Pseudonaja textilis
Lineage: Eukaryota; Metazoa; Chordata; Lepidosauria; Squamata; Elapidae
Gene: SENP6
Product: SUMO specific peptidase 6
Biological process (GO): protein desumoylation; regulation of kinetochore assembly; proteolysis
Cellular component (GO): nucleus; cytoplasm
Molecular function (GO): SUMO-specific endopeptidase activity
Source: RefSeq, a predicted model, not a curated record
UGCGAGGUGGGGCGGGAAAGGGGUUGGCAGAAGUGUUGGGUUCGUUGUCAAAAUAGCUACACCUUCUUUUUCUGUGGGGCUGGCCUGUGGGAAGAGCGAGCCCCCCAAAAGGCCGACAAACAGGCUGUGGUGGGUCGCGUACUGAUCGCCGGGGCUUGAUCUCGGGGCACCGCCGGGGGCUUGAGGGGAACGCCGCAAGGAGGGGGAAGCGUUGGCCGCCGUACAGCCGCCACAGCCCACAGCCGGGAGGGGGGAAGGGUGGUGGUGGCGGCGGCGGCGGCGGCGGCGAGGAGCAGUCUGGCUCGAUUGGGUUCAUUCGUUCUUACCGCCCCGCCUUUGGGUGGCAGGCAGCGCAGCGGCCAGAGCGAGCCCGCCGGCGGGACUGCAGAGGCCUUUUCUUCUUCCCGCCUGCUGCAAGCGGCCGAGAAGCUGCUGCUGCUUCUGUUGCCGAACACAAUAAAGGGAGGCGGGUGAAAAGAAAGCAGCCGGCAACGUUUCCCUUUCGCGCUUCGUAGGCCCGACCCGGAUGAGGGGCCCUUGAGUAGCCAUCCCCCAUCACACCCGGCGCCUCCAAGCCAGUCGCUGGGAAGUCAGCCGGAGGAGGCAAGGAGGCGGCGGCGGGCGCAGGCCGAAGGGAGAGGCCUAGUGUGUGCCGUACCCUGCACCUCUGAGACGGCGCCUGGGCCAGACCGAGGCGGGGGGGCGAAAGGCUGGUCAGCGCGAUGGUGUGAAACGAAAGCAACGCCUGAGCGAAGAUGGCCGGUGGUGGCGGCGGCGUCGGCGGCGGUAGAAACGUAGGGAGUAUCCAGCAGUCGGGUUUUCUCGAGGCUUUGGAUAAAUCACAGUCCAAACGGGAUGGAGGUUUUAAAAAUAACUGGAGCGUUGAUUAUUCAGAAGAAAGUGAAGGAGAUACAGAGAAAGAUGAAGCCAAUUUGUUGAUAUUUGAUGAAAGCGAUGAAACUUGCAGUCCCAAUGGUGAAAGAAAACCAUGUCGCCAUCGCUUAGGUUUUGUAGCCAGAAAUGAUGCCUUAAGGACAUACAGCAGACGAAACAAAAGUGACACUCUUGGAAAUUUAAAAAGCAUCGCAACUGGACUUAACGUAUCGGGGAGCAGCAAGAAAAUAUGUGUAAAUGCUGAAAAUAUAUCCUGUUCAGAUUCAGAAGGACAAGUCAGACAUUUUUGUCCUCACACACAAACACGAGUAAAAACAGCAGCACAAAAGAAAGAAUACCCCCAUAAUAUUCCAAAGGUGGAUAACAAUUGCAAUAAAUGGUCUCAACUUCAGGAGAUGAAAAGAGUGAUGGAGAGCAGAGAUGAGUCUGGUUCAGAAUCAGAGUCAGGAAUUACAAGGAGGGUACAACAGAAACGGCAAUGCAGUAUAUAUCAGGCUGAUUUGCUUCCAUCUCCUGCCACCAAAACUAAUGCAACCCACAUAGAGGGCUUGGAUAGUUACUCCAUAAUUCGCCCACACAUUGGAAAAACAAAUGAAAGUGAGACUGAACACCAACUUUCUGGAGUUUUUAGAGGCUUGCAAAGACAAUCCAUGCAAACCAUGCCUUUACAUGAUAAUUUGGCACGAGAAUCAAUACAUGACAGUUCAACAGAGCAACAUUCUUUAAGCACAGGAUUAAAUGCAAAAAACUUUUAUGGAUCAUCUACUGGUACAAUUUCUACAGACCUCAUGGUGAAGCGCAGCAUAGGCACAGUUAUGUUACGUCCAAAUGGAAAAGUGGGUUCUAAAAUGACUGGACAUUUGCGGCAGAAGACUACAACAGCAUCUGAGCUAAAUGAUCCAAUUGUGCUCUCCAGUGAUGAUGAAGAAGAUCAGAUUGGUGUCACAAACAGAAUGGAGAGCAUAUCGCCACGCCCAGCAGAUUCAGCCUGUUCUUCUCCUGCACCUUCCACAGGAAAAGUGGAAGCAGCCCUGAAGGAAAAUACUUGUGAACUAGAACAAAGGCUAAUUGGCAUUGCAGCAGAAACGGAAUCUACAAUAGCAUUACCAAGAAAAGCAAGAAUGAAAGACCAGUUUGGCAACAUUGUAUCCAAUGUAAAGCGUCGAAAAGUUUCCCCCCAAGAAACUGUGACUGAUAUUCCUUCAAAAUAUCAGAACUCCUACGAAAGUGUCAUAUUACGCUGUCGGAGUAUAAGAAUAGGAACUCUGCGAAAAAUGGUGGUGGAUCCUGUAAUUUUUUGUUUAGACUAUAUUAAGAUACGUUUGGAAGAGUCAGAAAAUGAUACUAGAGAUAUUAAUUUAAAAACUUCUGAACUUACUAAGUGUGAAUGGUGUAGUGUACGCAAAUUGCCAGUGGUUUUCUUGCAAACUGUACCUGCUGCCUGCCAAAGUUUAAGAUCACAUCUGAAGAUGAAUAGGGAAAAAGAUAAUGUCUGGUAUGAUUGUAAAGGAGCAAAUCCAGAAGAACAAUAUAUCAUUUUAAUUUUCGAGACAAGUUUUGAUCCUCAUGCAAAUACAAUAUUUGAAAAAAUAAUAACUGAAAUUGGUAUCAGGAACAAUAUUUCUGAAUUUUUUGUGAAAAUUACUUUUGAAGAAGCAAACAAUAGACUUGUGGCAUUUACAAAAUCUUUUGAAGAUACUUCUAAAGGAAGCGUUGGUCCUAAAGAAAGCAAAACAAAACAUGUUAUCUCCGAUUCUAAAAUGCAGAUGCAAAAUGCAACACAGUUCCAGUUCUUUGAGGAUGAUGAAAGUGUAGAGCCACAUACUGUCUUCAUUGGUCCUAUAGAAAAGUUGAUAGUUUAUCCGCCUCCUCCAGCAAAAGGGGGCAUAUCUGUGACCAAUGAAGAUCUUCAUUGUUUAAAUGAAGGAGAAUUUUUAAAUGACGUAAUAAUUGAUUUUUAUUUAAAGUAUCUGGUGCUAGAAAGGUUAAAAAAAGAAGAUGCAGAUAGGAUUCAUGUGUUCAGUUCCUUUUUUUACAAACGCCUUAAUCAAAGAGAGAGAAGGAAUCUUCAAGAAACUUCAAAGCUCACAAUUCAGCAGAAACGGCACGGUCGAGUAAAAACAUGGACACGACACGUUGAUAUCUUUGAAAAAGAUUUUAUUUUUGUUCCUCUUAAUGAAGCUGCCCACUGGUUCUUGGCUGUCAUCUGUUUUCCAGGUUUAGAAAAACCAAUAUAUGAGGCUAAUCCGUAUUACCAAGAAAAUGUAUCUACACAGAUUAAAUCUUCCUCUUUAAAUCAAGAUAGAAGUGCUUCAUCUCCUGUAUGUGCUGAAAUGGAUUUAUUACAGCAGUCUCCUCUAACAAGGAAAUUGUUCUGCAAGAAACAUUUUGCAGAAUUAACGGACACAAACACAGAUUCGGAGGAGAAUGAACCAUUAUACUGCAAAAGAAACUCUUUUGAGAAAAGUGGCUUUAAAAAGUUAAAUCAUUUGAACAGCACUGUAGAAGAAUUCAGGACUAUGGAACCCAUAUGUCCUAAACAUGAUCUUAAAACUUCAGAGGCAAAUGGAAUGCAAAAUGAACACAAAAUUCAUAUCCAAGCUAGUGAUGGUUUACAGAAAAUCAGGCUAAACUAUAGCGAAAAAUCUGCUGACAGCAAUAAACUAAAUGAAGAUGAGCUCAUAGAUUUUUCAGAAGACCAAGAUAACCAGGAGAAUAGUAGCGAUGAUGAUGGUCUUGCUGAUGAUAACUGUAAUUCAGAAUUAGGACAAUGGCAUCUAAAGCCAACCAUAUGCAAACAGCCAUGCAUUCUGCUCAUGGAUUCACUAAGAGGCCCUUCCCGAUCAAAUGUUGUCAGAACACUAAGGGAGUAUUUGGAAGUGGAAUGGGAAGUAAGGAAAGGGAGCAGACGAAGUUUCUCUAAAGAUGUCAUGAAAGGCUCGAACCCCAAAGUGCCACAACAGAACAAUUUCAGUGAUUGCGGAGUUUAUGUUUUACAGUAUGUGGAGAGCUUUUUUGAGACUCCUAUUCUAAGCUUUGAACUACCAAUGAAUCUAACAGACUGGUUUCCACGUCCAAGAAUGAAAACAAAACGAGAAGAAAUAAAAAAAAUAAUCCUGAAUCUACAAGAACAACAAAACAAAGAAAAGAAGGGGCAGAAAGACAGUAAUCUAACAGAGAAAUAUUUUCAGGAAAGAACAGAACAAUUUAUCAGCAACUGAAUCUUUUGUCAUUUGUUAGCCAUACAUCAAUUUUUU